This is a messenger RNA of Leptopilina heterotoma, 1170 nucleotides long. RefSeq names its product probable uridine nucleosidase 2. Gene Ontology annotation, molecular function: hydrolase activity, hydrolyzing N-glycosyl compounds. The coding region runs from base 85 to 1131 and encodes 348 amino acids. The transcript has 6 exons. Lineage: Eukaryota; Metazoa; Arthropoda; Insecta; Hymenoptera; Figitidae. The record is from RefSeq and is a predicted model, not a curated record.
AAAGUAGUAACGAAAAGUUGUAAGUUAAAAAAAAACUUUUCAGUAAUAAGGUCUUGAAGUAAAUGAAAAAGUGAACAAAAAAUCAUGCAUUGGAAUUUAAAAAGAAUGAAGUAUCUGCUUUUGAAAGUUCUCCUAAUAAUUGCCGUAUCAACAAAACAAGGUCUGCUAAAUGAAAAAGAAAUUUCGAAGAGAAGAAAAAUAAUCAUUGACACUGACGCUGGGGCUGACGACGCUGUAGGUAUUCUCCUAGCACUAAAAUGCGAAUCAGCAGAAAAGGAAAUUAAAAUUCUUGCUAUAACUUGUACUUACGGUAAUACAAAUAUAACAAAUGUUGAAAUGAACGUUCAAAAAAUUCUCACUAUUGCUGGAAGAGAAGACAUUCCCAUCUAUACGGGUGCUUAUAGACCAUUAAUUAAAUUUUGGGAAUCCACCAACUAUUUUGGACAGGAUGGAUUAAGUGAUUUUGAAUUUAAUCAGACAAUCAUAGCUGAAAUUGAUAAAUCGAAGCACGCGUCAGAUGCGAUGAUACAUUAUGUUAAAAAAUAUCCAGGAGAAGUUACAAUCAUUGUCCUCGGACCUACAACAAAUAUAGCAAUGGCCAUAAAUCUUGAUUCGGAAUUUGUAGAAAAUAUUGGACAAUUAGUUGUUAUGGGAUCAACUGUCACUGGCUCAGGAAGUGUAUCACCUGGUGUUGAUUUUAAUUUCGGUUGUGAUCCAGAGAGUAAUUCAAUAUUAAUGAAUUCCACCCAGAAACCAAUUAUUCUUGUGCCAAGAGAAGUAUCAUUAAGCAGUCCAAUGUAUUUGGAAUGGAGGAAAAACACUUUGGGAAUUAUAGACUCCUCGGCUGUGAGGUUUUUAAAUAAGGCAGAAAAUAUUUUUAGCGAAACAACAAGUAUUUACUGGUCGUCAGCUGAUUCGAGAACUAUUGCUAUCACUCUGUGGGGUAUGGGUUUACUAAAAACGAAUUAUUCGAAAUUUCAAGUCAUACCAGUUCGGGAGGGUGAAGCUAGGGGUUCGGUUCUUGUCGACAAAAUCACAAAGGAAGGGAAAUCUUUUAAUGCUCUAGCUGCAUUGUCAAUGGAUGUUGACGAAUUUAAGAGAAUAUUGAUUCAUUAUUUAAGUAUAGAAUAGAAUUAAUAUUUUAAAAAUAAUUUUAAUAUUUUAAUUUUU